AUGCGCAGUUUCUCGGAGACGUGCGUCCCGACCGAGGCACCACAAGCCUUUCCAACAAGAGUCGGAGAUGCGGCCCUUCGAGGGACUGUCCUGGCCGGACCCCCGCUGUUCCCAGCCAUGGCUUUAUCCUCCCGAGGGUCAGCGGAUCCCAGUUUGGAUACGAUGAUUCACACGUCUCCGCCCGGGCAUUCUGCGAUGCUGUGUCGGCCUCCCGAAAUUCUGGAGGGAGGGGAGAUGGCAGAUGAUGAGCCGAAAGUUUAUCUGGAAGCCAGCGACCUUUGGAGACAGUUCCACAAAUGCGGCACUGAAAUGGUCAUUACAAAAUCUGGGAGGCGCAUGUUCCCGCCGCUCAAGGCCCGGUGCAUCGGGAUGGAUAGAAAAGCCAAAUAUAUUCUUCUGAUGGACAUAGUGGCGGCUGAUGACUGCAGAUACAAGUUUCAUAACUCCCGCUGGAUAGUGGCGGGAAAGGCGGACCCCGAGAUGCCCAAGCGCAUGUACAUCCACCCGGACAGUCCGGCCACGGGCGAGCAGUGGAUGUCCAAAGUGGUCAACUUCCACAAACUUAAACUGACCAACAACAUUUCUGACAAACAUGGAUUUACAAUUCUCAACUCGAUGCACAAAUACCAGCCCAGAUUUCAUAUCGUGAAGGUAAACGACAUCCUCAAACUGCCCUACAGCACCUUCAGAACAUACGUCUUCUCCGAGACUGAGUUCAUCGCAGUCACAGCUUAUCAGAACGAUCAGAUCACACAGCUGAAAAUAGAUAACAAUCCUUUCGCUAAGGGAUUCAGAGACAUCGGCAACGGAAGAAGAGAAAAGAGCUAA
Molecule: messenger RNA, 828 nt
Organism: Seriola aureovittata
Lineage: Eukaryota; Metazoa; Chordata; Actinopteri; Carangiformes; Carangidae
Product: T-box transcription factor TBX3-like
Exons: 5
Coding region: 1-828 (275 amino acids)
Biological process (GO): central nervous system development; heart looping; cardiac chamber development
Cellular component (GO): nucleus
Molecular function (GO): RNA polymerase II cis-regulatory region sequence-specific DNA binding; DNA-binding transcription factor activity, RNA polymerase II-specific
Source: RefSeq, a predicted model, not a curated record